Messenger RNA from Amaranthus tricolor (Joseph's coat), 718 nucleotides. RefSeq lists its product as uncharacterized. The record is from RefSeq and is a predicted model, not a curated record. The transcript has 2 exons. Bases 193 to 525 code for a protein of 110 amino acids. NCBI's taxonomy places the organism in Eukaryota, Viridiplantae, Streptophyta, Magnoliopsida, Caryophyllales, Amaranthaceae.
GCCAAACCCAAUGACAUGCUCACAGGACAUAACAAAGUUCAAUAGAUACAUGCAACAACAGAGACUUUACCAAUUCCUCACUGGGAUUCAUGAUAGUCUUGACAAAGAAAGGAGAGAAAUUCUCAAUAGUCCUUACCGAUGGUGGAGACGGCUUAUGCUACAAUCAGAUGAGAAAUUGCACGCCGGAAGAUUAUGACCGGCGUCUCAUCACUAGGAACAAAUCCCUCAGAGAUUGGAUCAGGCUUGGCCACAAGAAACAAAACAUUUCAGAAAAGCCGAGAAGAAGAUGACCAGAGAAAACUCCGAUGUACCCACUGUGGUGUUUCACGGCAUACAAAGGAAGGAUGCUUCAAGAUUGUGGGAUACCCUGAGUGGUGGGACGAUCUACAGAAACGGAGGGCCGCCACCAAGGCACCGGCAAGCCGGACCGGCGGCAAGGCCCACCUAACUGCUGCCGACCAACCCGAUACAUCAUGUAGCAAAUCAGGAUGCUCUGAUGGGGACGAUCAUUGGGCGUGGUACUGAACGGGGUGGAUUGUACUAUGUCGAUGAAGUGAUUCCAAAUAGUGGUGCAAUGCUUGCUCAAGGAUCUCCUACUCACCAAUUGCGGACUUGGAAUCGUCGUUUAGGUCAUCCAUCCUUAGGUUAUCUCAAACAUCUUUUUCCUUCUCUUAAGAGUUGUACUACAUAAUUAGAUUGUGAAACUUGUGUACUAGCU